AUUUAUUAUGAAAUAUCGUUUUCGCUUUCUCACCUCCCUUCGCCUUCUAUCCCUUCCUUCCUUUCUCCCCCACAUACGCAUGCAUUCACACACAUACGCGACCCCCUCCCCCCUUCCAUAAUUGUCUCAUCUCCCUUACCCACUCUCUUCUCUACAACAAACAUGGCCGCUAAAUCUGAUGGUGCACCCGUCUCGUUGCGAAAUGACAUCCUGCCCGAGUGCCUGCCCGGUUCAGAUCAACGUUCGCCUCAGGGCCACCCUGCUAGGAAGCGCUACUCGCUCCACGACUGCAGUUGGACGCUAUGUGCCCUUUUGGUGUUCUUCUCGGACGGGGCCUCAGACCUGUGGCUGGCAGCGGACUACUACCUCAGGCGGAACUACUGGUGGUUUGCAUUGACACUGGUCUUCGUGAUCGUUCCAUCUGUGGUGGUUCAGGUGCUGAGUUUUAGGUGGUUCGCCUAUGAUUAUUCGGAUACCAACGACAGUAGCACAGCCGCUGCAGCAGUGGUCGCAGCAUCGGGCGCGGAGAGCCAUUUCACCACCAAGGACAGCGAUCAACGGGGCGCUGGCCGCGAUGCUGAGGUCGGGACAUUGCCUACGACGGGCACUAUGGGAAGAGCCCGGGGCUGCUGCAGAGCCUUUAUGUGGCUCUUUCAAUGCUUCAUCCAUAUAUUUCAGCUAGCACAGGUCUGGAGGUAAGAUCACUCAUGCUCUCUCAUACACGGAUACUGUACUGGCUUGAGCGUGUGUGUGGUUUUGUGUGUGUGUGUGUGUGUGUGUGUGAGUGUGUGUGACAGGAUUCAGCUAAGAUGGUGAUCAAAGCAUUCUAAAAGCCCUAGUAGCCCUACUAGACUACUAUGUCUGGGUUUGUUAUAACAGCUCAAUCUUGACCUAAUUGUUAAACGAAUUUCCUAAUUUAAGCCUUUUCCCUACAAAAUUAAAGUCAUCCAGAGAGAAGGCUACUGUAUUCACAAUGGGCCCGAUUCCGACUUAGGAAUUUACACCUUUCCUACACACUUCUCAGUAGUUGGUAUUCAGAUUUACACAAGAGAUCCACAUAGCACGUUGGGGGCGAUGAAACAAUGACCACGUUUACAUGCACACCAAUAUCCCGUUAAUAUUAGGGAUACUCAAAUAUUUGUUUUUUACUUGACACAUAUAAACAUAAUAAUCUGUUUACAAUAACCCGAAAAAGCUUGUAUCCCAGUUAUGAGAAACCCGGAUAAGAUGCCUGGGAUAUGCUGAUCUUAGACGGGAUACUGUGGCAUGUACAGUCGUGGUCAAACGUUUUGAGAAUGACACAAAUACUAAUUUUCACAAAGUCUGCUGCCUCAGUUUUGAUGAUGGCAAUUUGCAUAUACUCCAGAAUGUCAUGAAGAGUGAUCAGAUGAAUUGCAAUUAAUUGCAAAGUCCCUCUUUGCCAUGAAAAUGAACUUCAUCCCAAAAAAACAUUUCCACUGCAUUUCAGCCCUGCCACAAAAGGACCAGCUGCCAUCAUGUCAGUGAUUCUCUCGUUAACACAGGUGAGAGUGUUGACGAGGACAAGGCUGGAGAUCACUCUGUCAUGCUGAUUGAGUUAGAUUAACAGACUGGAAGCUUUAAAAGGAGGGUGGCUCUUGAAAUCAUUGUUCUUCCUCUGUUAACCAUGGUUACCUGCAAGGAAACACGUGCCGUCAUCAUUGCUUUGCACAAAAAGGGCUUCACAGGCAAGGAUAUUGCUGCUAGUAAGAUUGCACCUAAAUCAACCAUUUAUCGGAUCAUCAAGAACUUCAAGGAGAGAGGUUCAAUUGUUGUGAAGAAGGCGUCAGGGCGCCCAAGAAAGUCCAACAAGCGCCAAGACCUAAAGUUGAUUCAGCUGUGGUAUCGGGGCACCACCAGUGCAGAGCUUGCUCAGGAAUGGCAGCAGGCAGGUGCGAGUGCAUCUGCACGCACAGUGAGGCGAAGACUUUUGGAGGAUGGCCUGGUGUCAAGAAGGGCAGCAAAGAAGCCUUCUCUCCAGGAAAAACAUCAGGGACAGACUGAUAUUCUGCAAAAGGUACAGGGAUUGAACUGCUGAGGACUGGGGUAAAGUCAUUUUCUCUGAUGAAUCCCCUUUUCCGAUUGUUUGGGCAUCCGGAAAACACCUUGUCCGGAGAAGACAAGGUGAGCGCUACCAUCAGUCCUGUGUCAUGCCAACAGUAAAGCAUACUGAGACCAUUCAUGUGUGGGGUUGCUUCUCAGCCAAGGGAGUGGGCUCACUCACAAUUUUGCCUAAGAACACAGCCAUGAAUAAAGAAUGGUACCAACACAUCCUCCGAGAGCAACUUCUCUCCACCAUCCAAGAACAGUUUGGUGACGACCAAUGCCUUUUCCAGCAUGAUGGAGCACCUUGCCAUAAGGCAAAAGUGAUAACUAAGUAGCUCGGGGAACAAAACAUCGAAAUGUUGGGUCCAUGGCCAGGAAACUCCCCAGACCUUAAUCCCAUUGAGAACUGACAAACUCCAAGCAUUGAUUAUGCAAGAAUGGGCUGCCAUCAGUCAGGAUGUGGCCCAGAAGUUAACUGACAGCAUGCCAGGGCGGAUUGCAGAGGUCUUGAAAAAAAAGGGUCAACACUGCAAAUAUUGACUCUUUGCAUAAACUUAAUGUAAUUGUCAAUAAAAGCCUUUGACACUUAUGGAAUGCUUGUAAUUAUACUUCAGUAUACCAUAGUAACAUCUGACAAAAAUAUAUCAUAACACUGAAGCAGCGAACUUUGUGAAGACCAAUACUUGUGUCAUUUUCAAAACCUUUGACCACGACUGUAAACGUCUUAUCCCCUUUACUGGUUUUCUUUGCGGUCUGCACAGGCUCUGUUUUGCAUAUCAUUGGUGUUGUGUGAUGUUUCCAUCUGAUUGUCAAACAAAUCACUUCAAAAAGUAGGCUACCUGCACAGUUGCAUCCACCAUAAUUCCAGAAUAAUGUAUUUAGCUGAUACUCCGUACUGGACCAUAUAGCAUACUGGCUACUUUCACCCCUCAUUUAGACAACUUUCUGCUUAUCAUUUCCCACAUUUGGUAGGCCAUUUGUUUGUCAACUAUAGUUAGAUACAUGCAGCUUCUCUUCUGUCAUAACAUCUUGCCCCAGAAGACUAAAUAAAGUAGUGCUCACCAGGAUAAUGUCUUACAUUAAUAUAAUUAAUACAUUAGUAAUGUAAUUAACACCAGUAAAGUUGUCCGUUUCGUUUAGGGACCUGGGAGAAAACGCACUAACUCCAAAACAGUGGAAGGAUUGGUCCUGUGCAAAAUGUCAUCAGUUUGAGUGGUUGUAAGGAAAUGAAAAAGCUCUGAAAACGAUGAAACAUGUUCCCUGAUAAGACUUCAGUUUGUCUUGGGUGCAUAUUUAUGUGGUUGAAAUAAUGUCUGCUUGCAUAACAGUGUCAAAUAUAACACAUUACACUUGUUUUUGCAUUUUCUCAAGAGAUGCUGAAAGAAAGAAAUAAUAUUUCUCCACUCCUGUUCCCAAGACAAAAUUAACAUUUGUUGUAUCAUUUGACUGCAAGAAAUGCAUAAUUCUGCAGGAGUUAAUAUUAUAUUAUGCUAUAUGUGAGAGGUUAUAGGCCUACAGUUAGUGUCCAUAUUUCAGUUACUAUUCCAUUUAACCCAUAUUAACUUAAAUGAGGAAUAUUCAGUUUAUUCAUUGAUACAGGGAUACUCCUGAGUGGGAUAUCAAAGGUAAACAGCUUAUCCCGAAUAAGACCUUAAGCGGGAUAUGAGCAACUAUCUAGAAUACUGUGCACAUGUAAACGUGGUCAGUGGAAGCCCAUUCAUUUUCAAUGAAGGAUGCGAAAUGGGCGGGGGACCAUUGGGCGAUGCAAGCAUGGGCGAGAAAUGUGAAACGGGCGGGACCAAAGUUGUGUCUCUGUACACAUACAGAGGGAAGCCUGGCUUCCCUUGGCAUCCAUGAAUACACGCCACUACAUGUCCCAAAUUAUUGCACAACAUUGGCCUAAUAUGAUCCACUAAUGCUAGCGACCCUCAGGAACUGUUUAAACGGAUGUGACAGAGGAAAGAAAGGUAAAUGGAAUGGAAUGAUGCAAAAUGUAAGCUACACAUUGAAGAAAACUAACACCAAAGUGGCAGUUAUAAAUAUAUGCGGGUAUUACUUCGCUUGGGUGUCAAAAUGUAAUCCAUGCAAAUUAUCCAUUUAAAUGUAACUAAAUGUAAUCGAAAAUGUAAUCUAUGUAAUCCCCAAAAGUAAUUAUUUAUCAUGAGAGGGCCAUAAACAAUAACUAGUAAUGCUGCAUACUCAAAGAAAGGUUGACAUCGCACCUUUCUGCUAUAAAAUAGUUAUAAAUUGCUGAGUUGUAGUCAAUUUUGAGGACACAAGCUGAAGUACACAGUACAAAUAUUUAAAAAAUAUGAAAUAUUUUAUAUGAUGUAUUUCCUAUUCAACAAAACUGUAUGAAUAAGGCUUGAAAGGACUUAAAUGCUUUCUAAAUAUAGCAUAAUCAAAUUCUAAAAUGACUAACUAUAAGAUUUCACCUUCCUUAUAACUGUAAAAUACAUAUUUGUAUGUUUAGUGUUAGAUCAAAUUUGCAUAUUUUCUAAAGGUCUCUCUUGAUCAAAACGUCUGCCCCCAUCCCUGUGAACAUAUCACAGAGCUCUAGGAACUCGCCUUUCAUCUCAUAUUAAUAUUGUCCAUCUUUGACAAACAGAUUAAUGGCUAUAAAUCGAUCUCUUAAGGUGGUACCAUGAUGAAACCAUUCUAUCCUGCUGCGCUACGAUGUAAUGAUUGCAGGCAUGUGCUUUGUCAGGGCUGUGAUGUAGGGUUCAGCCAGGAGUUGAUGGACAGUUGGAAGAGCGAAUGAAAUGGUAGGAGGGACAUCCCAGCUUCAAGUGGUUUCAGAUUUCACAUCCUACGUCACACAGGCUCAGAAAAAAUACUACUGUGUACGUGUGAACCAGGGCUAUCACUCAAUGCAAGCCAUUUCGAUAUCCACUACGGUAUCCACAGAUCGAUUUACAGUGGCUUGUUCACCCCCCUUGGAAUUUUUCCUAUUUUGUUGCCUUACAACCUGGAAUUAAAAAAUAUAUUUUGGGGGGGUUUGUAUCAUUUGAUUUACACAACAUGCCUACCACUUUGAAGAUGCAAUAAUGAUAACUAUUCCCCCCCCCCAAAGUCAAUACUUUGUAGAGCCACCUUUUGCAGCAAUUACAGCUGCAAGUCUCUUGGGGUAUGUCUCUAUAAGCUUGGCACAUCUAGCCACUGAGAUUUUUGCCCAUUCUUCAAGGCAGAACUGCUCCAGCUCCUUCAAGUUGGAUGGGUUCUGCUGGUGUACAGCAAUCUUUAAGUCAUACCACAGAUUCUCAAUUGGAUUGAGGUCUGGGCUUUGACUAGGCCAUUCCAAUACAUUUCAAUGUUUCCCCUUAAACCACUCAAGUGUUGCUUUAGCAGUAUGCUUAGGGUCAUUGUCCUGCUGGAAGGUCCGUCCCUCCGUCCCAGUCUCAAAUCUCUGGAAGACUGAAACAGGUUUCCCUCAAGAAUUUCCCUGUAUUUAGUGCCCUCCAUCAUUCCUUCAAUUCUGACCAGUUUCCCAGUCCCUGAUGAUGAAAAAACGUCCCACAGCAUGAUGCUGCCACCACCAUGCUUCAUUGUAGGGAUGGUGUUCUCGGGGUGAUGAGAGGUGUUGGGUUUGCGCCUGAUAUAGCGUUUUCCUUGAUGGCCAAAAAGCUCAAUUUUAGUCUCAUCUGACCAGAGUACCUUCUUCCAUAUGUUUGGGGAGUCUCCCACAUGCUUUUUGGCGAACACAUUUACAUUUACAUUUUAGUCAUUUAGCAGACGCUCUUAUCCAGAGCGACUUACAGUUAGUGAAUACAUAUUUUUGUAUACUGGCCCCCCGUGGGAAUCGAACCCACAACCCUGGCGUUGCAAACGCCAUGCUCUAUCAACUGAGCUACAUCCCUGCCGGCCAUUCCCUCCCCUACCCUGGACGACGCUGGGCCAAUUGUGCGCCGCCCAUUAGUCUCCCGGUCGCGGCCGGCUGCGACAGAGCCUGGAUUCGAACCAGGAUCUCUAGUGGCACAGUUAGCACUGCGAUGCAGUGCCUUAGACCACUGCGCCACUCAGGAGAACACCAAACGUGUAUGCUCAUUUUUUUCUUUAAGCAAUGGCUUUUUUCUGGCCACUCUUCCGUAAAGCCCAGCUCUGUGGAGUGUACGGCUUAAAGUGGUCCUAUGGACAGAUACUCCAAUCUCCGCUGUGGAGCUUUGCAGCUCCUUCAGGGUUAUCUUUGGUCUCUUUGUUGCCUCUCUGAUUAAUGCCCUCCUUGCCUGGUCCGUGAGUUUUGGUGGGCGGCCCUCUCUUGGCAGGUUUGUUGUGGUGCCAUAUUCUUUCCAUUUUUAAAUAAUGGAUUUAAUGGUGCUCCGUGGGAUGUUCAAAGUUUCAGAUAUUUUUUUAUAACCCAACCCUGAUCUGUACUUCUCCACAACUUUGUCCCUGACCUGUUUGGAGAGCUCCUUGGUCUUCAUGGUGCCGCUUGCUUGGUGGUGCCCCUUGCUUAGUGGUGUUGCAGACUCUGGGGCCUUUCAGAACAGGUGUAUAUAUACUGAGAUCAUGUGACAGAUCAUGUGACACUUAGAUUGCACACAGGUGGACUUUAUUUAACUAAUUAUGUGACUUCUGAAGGUAAUUGGUUGCACCAGAUCUUAUUUAGGGGCUUCAUAGCAAAGGGGGUGAAUACAUAUGCACGCACCACUUUUCCGUUAUUUAUAUUGUAGAAUUUUUUGAAAUAAGUUAUUUUUUUCAUUUCACUUCACCAAUUUUGACUAUUUUGUGUAUGUACAUUACAUGAAAUACAAAUACAAAUACAUUUAAAUUACAGGUUGUAAUGCAACAAAAUAGGAAAAACGCCAAGGGGGAUGAAUACUUUUGCAAGGCACUGUUUAAGCAAAAAAAAAAAAAAAAAGGGACCUUACACCUAAGAGGUUUUAAGAGGGCACACAAUUAAAAUUCUGAAUAAUGGCACAGCUAUUUAUAGCUUAUUUCACUGUGGAAAUACAUGUCAUGUUGAUAUGAUUUUCAGUUUGCUUCCAAAUGGCUGGUUUCACAUUUCUCUCCAGGGAUCAUAAGGAAAAAUAAUCUAAAACAAUUGCUAUGUGUAUUUACAAUCCCUUUCUCCAAAUCGAUUACUAAUUUACCUAACUCUUUAUCAAUAGCUCUUAUCCAUUUAUAAAUUAUAUUUCAUGGAGAAUGCUGUUAUUUCUAUCAGAAACAAUUAAGUAGAUGCUUUUUCCACUUGGAACUGGUAGGUUCUCUGGACCUUAUUCAUGGUUUCCUCACACAUAAAUGUGGUGGAAUUAUUAGGGAAUUAAAUCAAGGUCAGAAUACCAUGUAUCUGUAGACACACCUUCAUUUAUUCCAUCUACACCCAAAACAAAUAGCAGGUGAAUAGCAAGGUCAGAAUACCCAUAGAGAGAAAAGUGCAUAAAAAGAUAAUGAAGUUCCAUUUACCCAUGCUUAAAUCGGGUCGGAAUCGGGCCCAUUUUAGUAUCACUUUGAUGUAAGGAGGGUAGGCUCCUCCCUCCUCACGAGCUUCUAGGUCAAUAAUCUUCUGGGGAAAAUCGUCUACUCAUCCACACCAAUCGCCUUAUGAACACAAAAAUCCCUUUUGUCUUCCAUCAUUUGAGUGAGAAAGUGUCUGGGUCUUCUGGGAGAUGGGUCUUUCCUAUGCUAUGUAUUUCCUAACUAUACCAUGCAUAUCUCAUGUGGAAAAGAGGCUAGACAUGUUAGGAGAAUGUAACAAAUAUAUCUCAGUCUCAUUGCAUUUCACACAGAUCUAUUGUGGCUCUGUAGGUCACAGAUACAGACGGAGUAGUCUUCAGAAUCAGCCAUAGUCUGUGAUGAUUGGUUUUGACAGGCUCUAGCUGCUGCCUGGUAGGAAGCUGCUGUAGUGGGAAGAGGGGUAAGCUAAUUAUAUUGACAGCAGCCAGUGAUAUGGACCUCAAAGGCAAAUCAUUCAUUCUCUGUUUCUUUCUAUUCCCCACAUCAUCUCUCUAGGGAUGAUAGCACUAUCUACCUCUCUCUCGUAUCUAUCUCUCUCUCUCUAUCUCUCUCUCUCUCUCUCUCUCUCUCAUUCUCUCUCUCUAUCCUCUCUCUCUCUCUCUCUCUCUCUCUCUCUCUCUCUCUCUCUCUCUCUCUCUCUCUCUCUCUCUCUCUCUCUGUGUUCCCCUGGGACAGAAAGUAGUUUACAUAGUUAGGCAACUCUGAGGAGUCUAUUGAAAGUCUCUGAGGCAAAGUGGAAUUAGCGGUAAGGCCAUUCAAGUUGUUGUGUGUGCUCUGCUCUGUGCGGCUGCUCUCGGACUGACAUGUCUGUGCAUUAAAGAGGAUUACCAUGUUUUACCCUCAGAUGUUAACUCAGGAAUGAGCUGUCACUGAUGCACAGACAGACAGGUGCACUGGGAUAGAGGCGAGGAGAGGCUAAUGAUGCUGUUCUGGACAGCAAAGUCCAGAAAAGGAUGCUUUUGGAUCACUUUGAAUGAGCAUCAUCAUCAGUGGGCAACUAUAGCAUGCAUUCAUGUGUGUACUGUGUGUAUAUGACAUCCCUAGGCAGAGGAAACCAGAACAAAAAGUGUUAUACUAACUCCUGGUUCACUGGGCUCAUUGAGAUACUGUAGUGUAGGGCUCUGUUCUGUCCCAUGAUCCCAUCAUCACUCUAGCCAUCACCGAGACACAUUUAGUUCCUGUUCCACCACCACAGAGAAACACUUCUCUUUCACACAAUCAGUCGGAGGUAAUAACAUGACAAAAACAGUCACUGCAUUUCACUACAUUUAGAGAGGUCAAAUGAGAAAGUAUCAUUUUAUAUUGUCAAAGCGAUCACUUCUGUAGCCUGGAGAGGAAAGGGUGAAGUGACCAGACCCGAUUCAUGCUCAGUGGCACUCUACCAAGAGAUGACACACCAUUACCAGUUAUUCUGUCUGGAUGAAGUGACAGCUCCCAGGCUGUCUGGAGAGUUUGAUGUUCAGUUGCUAGAAUGAGGCUGGACUGAGGCUGCAAUGAGCCAUCUGUCUUGGGAUGGUGCUGGCAUGUGGAUGAAACAGAUUGAUAUGGAGCGUCUCUUGAUAGCUGGGAUUCUUCUCUCGCACAAAUUAUGACAUCAUUCUAAUAUCAUACUCAUGCCUUUCCCUCUCUGUCCCCAUCACCCCACCUCCUUCUUCCCCUCUGAUGUUCCACAGGUAUGUCCAUGCCCUGUACUUGGGGGUGCAGAGUCGCUGGCGUGGGGACCACGAGCGUCGUCACUUCUACUGGCGCAUGAUGUUUGAGAGCGCUGACAUCAGCAUGCUGCGUCUGCUGGAGUCCUUCCUGAAGAGCGCCCCCCAGCUGGUCCUGCAGCUAAGCAUCAUGGUCCAGGCCAGCCAGGUCCUCCCGCUGCAGGGUGAGUCACGGUCUGAACACAAAUACUGACCUGAACCUUAAUAAUUACCAGUGACAUCACCAUCUCAAACUCCCCCAUACAAUCCACUGUGACAGCCUAUCCUUCACAUUGACACGUCCUUUACCUAACUAAAUCACUCACUAGUGACAUCACCAUCUCAAACUACCCCAUACAAUCAGUCUAGCGGUUAAGAGCAUUGGGCCAGUAACCGAAAGGUCGCUGGUUUGAAUCCCUGAGCCGACUAGGUGACAAAUCUGUUGAUGUUCCCUUGAGCAAGGCACUUAACCCUAAUUGCUCCUGGAUAAGAGUGUCUGCUAAAUGACUCAAAUGUAAAAAAAAAAUGGAUAUGUCCUUUACCUUAUUAAUCACUCACUAAUGACAUCCCCCAUAUAAUGACUUUACAACUGCCAGAUUUUCAAUCCACGCAGUUAGUCACCAUUGUUAAUAUAACAAAAAAAUCCCUACACACAGAGAGGGGAAAAAGCUGACACACAUUCCAGCAUACAUACGGUUCUCAAAAGCAGGGAUGGGCAACUAGCGGACAAAUUUAAACAUUUUGCUUAGGGCCCCCAAAAGGUUAGGGCUGGCUCUGACUGCAUGUGUGGGUAUGGAUGUGGGUACGCAGACCAGUGAGCCACUGCGGCCCCUAAGGAGGAGUUCAUUUUUUUGUGGCCCCCACCCCCAUCAAAGUUGCCCAUCCCUGCCCUAAAGCAUUCCUUAACCUACAAUAGAGCCUUCUGCUUCACAUAAGACUCAGCAGCGUUCUCGUGACAGUCAGCACAUUUUACCCUGCUCAAUCUUGAUUAUUCUCUCUCUCUCCCUCUCUGUCUCUUUCCCUCUUUCUCUCUCUCCAGGCCUCUCAGCAUCUGCCUCUCUGGUGUCCCUAUCCUGGAUAAUUGCCUCCUACCAGAAGGUUCUGAGGGACUCCCGGGACGAUAAGCAGCCUAUGUCCUACAAGGCCGUCAGUGUGCAAAUCCUGUGGCACCUGUUUACUAUCGGAGCCCGUACGAUGGCCUUCGCCCUGUUCGCCUCCAUGUUCCAGCUCUACUUCGGUAUCUUCAUCGUGGCCCAUUGGUGCAUCAUGACAUUCUGGAUCAUUCAAGGCGAAACAGACUUCUGCAUGUCCAAAUGGGAGGAGGUCAUCUAUAACAUGAUGGUCGGCAUAGUGUAUGUUUUCUGUUGGUUCAGCGUGAGGGAAGGGCGCACGCGCUGCCGUAUGCUCAUCUACAGUGUGGUUGUAUUCAUUGAGAAUGUGGCACUCACCACAUUCUGGUAUGUGUACCGUGGCCCACAUACCUCUGACUUCAAUGCCCUGAUCAUGGUGUGCAUGGUGGCCAGUAGCUACGCUCUGGGCACCUUCUUUAUGUUUGUCUACUACUGCUUGCUCCACCCUGACGGUCCUAUCUCAGGGUGGGGAUGGGGGGUACCAGAGGAGGUAACAGUGGAGUCCUGCCUUUCCCCAGCUUCCUCUCUCCCUCCAGAUGUAGUGGCCAGCCCCCCCAGGACCCUGCAGAGGACUAAAGGGGGAGACCGUGAGCAGAUGGGAGGGGCUAAUGCAGACGUGUUUCUGGUACGAACACUUAAAAGAGGAGCCAAGCCAACUCUCCCACCCCUCGCCCCUAGGACAGAGGGGCCAGUCAUCCGUAUAGACUUGCCCAGGAAGAAGUACCCUGCCUGGGAUGCCCACUUCAUCGACCGUCGGCUGCGCAAAACCAUCCUGGUGCUCGAGGGUGCUGCUCCGGUCACACCAAGGAUCCAGUACCGCUGUCUGGGCUCACCCACAGAGGUGAUGGAGUAUGAGACCACGGUG
This is a messenger RNA of Coregonus sp. 'balchen', 11201 nucleotides long. NCBI's taxonomy places the organism in Eukaryota, Metazoa, Chordata, Actinopteri, Salmoniformes, Salmonidae. The record is from the annotation of a GenBank genome assembly.